Messenger RNA from Scylla paramamosain (green mud crab), 7411 nucleotides. It is a transcript of the gene jub, whose product is annotated as zyxin-like. Bases 1 to 2838 code for a protein of 945 amino acids. NCBI's taxonomy places the organism in Eukaryota, Metazoa, Arthropoda, Malacostraca, Decapoda, Portunidae. Gene Ontology annotation, molecular function: transcription corepressor activity. Gene Ontology annotation, biological process: regulation of DNA-templated transcription; cytoskeleton organization; negative regulation of hippo signaling. The record is from RefSeq and is a predicted model, not a curated record. Gene Ontology annotation, cellular component: P-body; nucleus; adherens junction. The transcript is spliced from 8 exons.
AUGGCCCGGUAUGGGAGCGACGCCGCCACUGAGGCCAGCCGCCUCCUCCAUACCCUGAGCCUGCACUCCUCCGAGGCCGCCCACCCCUGCCCUGGCCUGGCUGGCGAGGCCUCGUCCGCGGGCCUGGCCAGCUCGCGGGAGGCGUCCAACACCCACCAGGACGGGGCAGGCUAUGGCCGCAUCCUGCCGCGUGUAGCAGUGGCCGGGGGGAACGGCGCAGGCGUGGGCGGUGGCGCAGACGCGGCGGGAUCGGCGCCGCCCGCCCCUCGAGUCGGCGCCAUCGAGAGUCUUAUCACACCCGGGUCGGACGGCGCGUCAUACGCAGUGCCUCAGGUGUACGAGGUGCUGGACUCCCGCCGGGUGAUCGCUGCGUCCAAGUUCGCCACGCCCAAACAGCCUGAUGCUGUGGUGGUUAGCAGCAGCAGCAACAGCAGUAGUGCUCCCACUCAGGCGGUGAACGGGGGCGUACCCUCCACGGGCCUGGUGACAGGAGCCACCUCGACCCCCGCCACUGUCGGAUACGCCCACAUCAAAUCCACCACAGCAGUCAGCAACAAGGGCAGCAGCAGUCACCUCAUCAACGGAGGCAGCAGUGGUGUGCCUCGUCCUGUCAAUGGCCAGGCCCUGUACUCAGGCCACGUGAGGUACGAGCCGCCGCCUGUGUAUACCCGCAGCACCCUAGGCAGUUCUGCCCAUUCCAGUCCCCGCUCCAGCCUCAGCGGUGGAAGUCAUGAUUCUCUUAACUCCGGCCAGAACUCAAGAAGCAUUCCACAGUGUUUGACGCAACAUUCCAGUGACUAUGUUGUGAAGCCCAGUUUUGUGGGGCAGCUGCAUACUUAUGAGAAUAUAAGCUCUUACCAGCAGUACGGGCCAACGGGUAGCUUGGCAGCAACAGUCAUUGAGAACAAGUACGCCAGCCCUAGGUCCAGCAUCAGUUCUCAAGACUCCAAACAUUCCAGUCCAAGGAGCAGUUUUGUACAUUCCUUGCAAGGUUCUAGUCUAGACCGAACAAGUUUAGCCAGUCAAACUAUUUUAGAGGAAGGCUGUUCCCCACGGCCCACCCUCGGAAACAGGCACUUGCCUCCUCGUAUUGAACAGGACCUAGAGGGCAAGCAGUUUGUGAUCCCCAGAAACAAUGCCUAUGUUCAGGAAAAUGCACGCCACAGUUCGCAGUGGAGUGUAACCGGUGACUCUGUGAGGCACAGAGGGAUUUAUUACGACGGCCUCCCACCACCUCCAGCACCACCCCAUUCCUUAGGACUUACCCGCCCCACCCACACCCCUGUAGCAUCCCCCAGCCCCACUGCCCUCCCUCCACCCCCACCCUACCCAGGGAAGCCCCCAAGCCUUGCCUCAGAGACGGUCGAUUCCUCUCGUGUGACCUCCGUUGCUUUUCCUCUGGUGACCUCUAACCAUAACUAUGCUAACAUUGAUGUGCUGAAGAGUGUGUCAGGGGCAGAUCCUCCCCCUCCUCCCCCGUACCCUUCCUCAGUGGUGCGACAGUUCCAGAACCUGAGUCUAGGGAACACCCAUUCACCCCUCGGCUCCCAUUCCCCCGCAUCAUCCACUCCGUCCACUCCCUCCACCCCCUCCACCCCUCAGAGUCUGCUGAGGGCAGGGGGUGUGGUGCCCCCUCCACCUCCGCCUUACUCCUCAUCUCUGGUUCGUGCAAAUCAGCAGCAGCAGCAGCAGUUUGUGGUACCCCCUCCCCCUCCCCCCUACCCCUCCUCCGUGGUGCGAGCAGUGACCUCAGUGCCAUCCUAUGUGCCCGCCACCACACACAUCGUGAGUGGGCAGGUGGUGCAGGUGCCGCCACCGCCGCCCCCAUAUCCGUCUUCGGCUGUGCGAAACAACAUUAACAAUAGUAAUAGUGUCCAGAACAACAAGAACAUGAGUCAGGCCAACACUCCCAGCGACCGCCUGGCACAGUGGCAGCACAAAUUGGGGGUGGGAGGCCAUCCCAUCCCACCCUCCACCACCACCACAGCCACUGCCACCACCACAGCCAUCACUACUGGCCAGGCCCAGGUGCCUCCUGCCCCUUCCUCCUCCACCAAGUCCCUCAGUGGCAAGAAUCUCUUGCCCUAUAAUGUUACCGCAAAGUCUAUGGGGAUGAGCGAGGCGGAGAGGAAGCUGGAGGCACUCACGCAGCAGAUAGAGGAGGAGAUGGAGAAGAAGGAGCAGGAGGGAGAAUACUACGGCGUAUGUCACACCUGUGGGGACAAGGUGACAGGUGCUGGCCAGGCGUGUCAGGCCAUGGGCAACCUCUACCACACCAACUGCUUCAUCUGCUGCUCCUGUGGCCGGGCACUGCGAGGCAAGGCCUUCUACAACGUACACGGCAAGGUGUACUGCGAGGAGGACUACCUGUACUCCGGCUUCCAGCAGACGGCAGAGAAGUGUGCCAUCUGUGGCCACCUCAUCAUGGAGAUGAUCCUGCAAGCCAUGGGGAAGUCCUACCACCCUGGGUGCUUCAGGUGCUGCAUCUGCAAUGAGUGUCUGGAUGGUGUGCCCUUCACUGUAGACGUCGACAACAAGAUCUACUGCGUCCACGACUAUCACAGAAUGUUUGCCCCCAAAUGUGCAGCUUGUGGGAAGAGCAUCACCCCUGUUGAGGGGACGGGAGAGACAGUGCGUGUGGUCUCCAUGGACAAAGACUUCCACGUGGAUUGUUAUGUGUGUGAGAAUUGUGGCCUCCAGCUGACAGACGAGCCAGACCAGAGGUGCUACCCGCUGGAGGGCCGCCUGCUGUGCCGCACCUGCCACCUGCACCGCCUCCACGCCAUGGGCCGCACACCCUCCAACAUACAGGAUGUUGGUGCCACGUAUGUUGAGUGAAGAGGAAGGACAGAGGACUGGCUUGCCCAUAACAAACCAGCAACUCGGCAUGGGUUGGCCUCUUAUCGGAAUUUACGUGAAAGACAAAUUACAGAUUAAGCUCUUUGUGAUAAAAAAAAAUCACCUCAUAUCCAUGCAAACAUUACAGUGUCCUUAAAAUCAACAAGAACACACACCAAUUCCUUGAGUCAGUACUUCAUAAGCAUGUUUUGCAAAGUUAGUUGUUUCAUACUUUAUAUCAUUCUGUCUCUCUAAUGAUGAAGAGUGUGUGAGUGUUGUGGUGAGGUCAGUAAAGGGCAGCUGUCGCAGCCACAUCAAGAUCACCAGCAAGAUUAGAAUUAGUUUGGUGAAAUUCCAGUUCUGUUCCUAGUUUUGGUAUGUGUGUGUGUGUAUGCAAGAGUGUGCGAGCAUGUAUGUGUGUUUGUCAAGAGGAAGUUGGUUUAGAGUGUAUAUGUAGUUCUGUAAUUGCUGCAGAAAAUAUAUUUACUUCUUCUAUGUGUGUCUGAAGAGCCAUUGUUCCUGGAAUCAUUUAAGAAACCAUUCAGCAUUUAAUUCACCAUAAUCUCAUGUAUGAUUUUCUUCAUGUGUUGUAAAAUGAUUACUUUUCUUCCAUGUGUAUAAUUGACAAAGCAUAUAUUUUUUUAGGUAAGUACUGGGCAAGCUGACUUGGUGAUGCAUUUAAACUAUCUUGCUUUUUUAUUUUACACACACACACACACACACACACACACACACACACACACACACACACACACACACACACACACACACACACACACACACACACACACACACACACACACACACACACACACACACACACACACACACACACACACACACACACACACACACACACACACACACACACACACACACACACACACCAAAUGUACAUGUGUGUGUAUAUAAUAUAUAUAUAAUUAUGUAUCCUAACUUCUGCACAUGCUUCUUUUUCUAUCAGUUGUCUAUUUCUAUGCAAUUUUCUCAAUAUUGUACAAUUUGUUCAUAAUGAGUUUUGGUUUUAAGUGCAUUUAUGUAUUUAUUGUAUAAUCCAUUCUUUCAAAUCGACUGCUGUGAUAGAGGGAGCAUCUCAGGCUGCCUUAUUCAGACAGAGAACUCUCCCUCAGGCUCUGUGUUGCAUGCCAUGAUGACCUUGGUGACUGUGCAGCCCAGUGGAGGUGGCGGGACUCUGGGGGGUGGGGGCCGUUGGGAGGCUGGGGCAGCGGUGGUGGUGGUGGUGGUGGUGAUGGUGGAACCUGACACUCCCUUUACUUAGGAGUGGCUCAAAUGACCUUGCCAUUUUUGCUUACUUGAUUGUGAGAAUAACUUUGAGUGAAUUGAUGUUAUAAAGCCGUUGUUUACUACUGCGCACUCAUGGUUUAUUUAGCAAACUGCCAUUUGUGAUAUCUCACUUAUUUUUUGAGUUAAAUUUAUUUUGUCUAGAGGAAUGAAAAUAGAAUAUUUUCACAGGAGGGGGUGUGUGUGUGUGUGUGUGUGUGUGUGUGUGUGUGUGUGUGUGUGUGUGUGUGUGUGUGUGUGUGUGUGUGUGUGUGUGUGUGUGUGUGUGUGUGUGUGUGUGUGUGUCAGGAGAAUCAAUAAUAAAAAUAAUACAAAUGUGAAAGAUCUGGCAAGUCUGAUAAUGGAGAAUGGAUAAAUGAUAAAGUGGAGGUAAUUAAUUGGACAGGGAUUUGUGAAAUGAUAUCACCUGGAGAGAUGAGAUGACAAGGAAGACUCAAGAACAUGUAGAUGCAGGCUGGGAGGCUGAAAUGAGAGGCCUUGGUGAAUAUUAUGUGAGAAGAGAAGGGGAGAGGAGAGGAGUGUGGACAGCAGUAAAUGGAGACUUCUACUUUGGCCUGCUCUAACUUUAAAGGAUUUUCAGGGAUCAGGGAAUAUGCAUACACACUAUAUAAAUAAAAAGAAAAACUGAAGACUCAACAAGAAUUUUAAUAUUGUUGAGUGUCACAUCCAAAUCCAGAGUGCAGGCCACAAGCAUCCUUUACUUCAACUCCCAGGCUCAGGUUCUGAGUGUUGUGUGGCUGAGUGUGGCACCAAACAUGCAUCCUUUGAGAUGGAUUGGCUGUGACUACCUGACACUGGCUGAGGGUGUGUGACUUGCUAGAAAGGGAUGAUUCAUUUAGGAUGAUUCAUUUAUUAAGUGAUUGCUAUUUGACAUUAAAAAUAUAGCUUUUGUGAAUUUGUCUUUGGUGCUGGAAGUGAGCUCAAUGAAGGAGUCUGCCUGUGGUGUGGCUCCUGACACAAGUAGGUUCAUUAAGCUUCGUGCGUGACUGGAUGUCAACAAUACUCAUCCCAAAUGUGAUUUUUUUUUUGAGAAAACAAAUGAUAUAUGCAAUAAGAUUCAAGUAGUUCUCUUCUAAACAGUAAACCAUUUCUCAUACUAGCAGGAUGACUCUAAAGAAAACAUUUGAAGAAGGCUUAGAAUACACAAUUCCCAAAAACCCUAAUGUCUUGUCCAUUACAUGAGUGACUACACUGUUCACUGUAGUGUUGGUAUCAGCACAUUCAUACUUCACACUCACACAUCCUGAAAAAUCUUAUAGUUUUUGGCAAGUUUUAUUCAUUUAUUUGUCUGAUGUUAGGAAAUAUUUUAAAUGUGGGGGAAAAUUAAAAUCACAUGUGUAGGAAGUGUAUACAUACAUUUUCACUGCUACACACAAUUUAUUUUUUUGUUACCUCCACAAAAUGCCUUUUCAUAAUCUUAUCGAGGUAUGGAAAGUUUGCUGCUUAUUCUAGUUUUUCACCAUUAAAAAUUACAUCAAAACUACUUAGCUCUCCACUCUUAGCUCAUCUCAUUGCUUCUCUGUUUUAUUCCUGCUUCCAUUCCUCCUUUCGUCACAUGUAUAUUCAAAAUCUAAUUAGGUAGCUUCUCUUACUAUUUGGUCUAUCUAUGAAAAUGACAACAUGACACAACCCAAUCUAUGAAUAACCACCGCAGUCCCUUCUCGACUACACACUUUCACUUUUUACUUUCCUUGUAGAAGCUUUACACAGCUCUCGGUAGUUUUACACACACCCGUAAACCUGUAAUACCUGCCUCAUUGCAUUCCAAGUGUAAAGUUUUUCUUAGAAUACUAGUGUUAAAUGAUCUGUGUUUUGAAAUCAGGUUCUGUUUGCAUUGAGAGAACUGAGCUCAUAAUAAUGUAUAUUGUGGUGAUAUACUGUUGCAUGUUCAAGUAAUUUUAAAGAUACUUGAACUGAAAUGAGAAGAAUAUUGUAUAAAAGCAGUCUUUGCAUUUCACUUUCAGUUCUCUGAUAGGUCAUGUACUGCUCUGUGCAUCCUUAACCCAUUACAAAGGAGUUGGUAAGGGAAGGUGCAGCAGAGAGUGAUUGUGUUAAUUCUUAUCAUCAUAGAGUUUGCUUGUGCUGUGCUCUGUUGGUGCAUGUGUACCUUCCUUGCCUCAAUGUUGACUACAUUCCAGUACUGUAAUGAUGGUGCCAGCUGGAGGUGUUUUGAUUCCCACAGGGGGUUAAAAAGAUAAUCCACUGGUGUCAUAAAGCCAAGACAAGCCCCACCAUCAAGCCACAUUCCCACCACUUAGCCCAUACCAUGCAGAAAUUCCAGAAGAAAACUGCUGUACAAGCAGAUGUCAAGGACAUCAUGUGGAGACACAAAGAGUGUGCCAGGCCUGAGGGCAGGGACACGGCCACAGCCCAGGCCCUAGCUCCCUUAGACUGAUUCUAGGGCAUUUCUUUUGUAUCUCAGGAGUUUCUGCAAAUGAAGUCGGUUUUAAAUGUGGAUCAAUAGGCUAUAUUAGUCAAAGAGUUUUGUAAAACACACACACACACACAAAACACACACACAACACACACACACACACACACACACACACACCACAAAUGGAAAAGUUUAGUGCUUAUUGUCUUCUAUAAGAUUACAUACUGAUGUAUGUUGGUCUUUCAUAUUGAUGUAUAGUUGUGUACAGUGUGGCUUCAGUUUGAGAACUUGUGUAUGUAAGUGGAAGUGUCAGUGCACAGAUGCUUCAUCUGGGUAGAGUUGUGCAGGUUUUAUACCAUACUUUGAGGUGACAAAGUUCCCAGACACUGAGGUGACUCACAUACGGGCUGCACCAUGUUGUGGAGCAUAGCAGCUGACUCCUUUGUCUUUGAUGUUACGCCCGGCCUGCUGUGACAGGCAAUUUGUUCAUUAUCAAAGCUUUUCUACUUAAAAGUACAUUAAAUUGGUAAUUUUAGCAGCUACUCACCUAGUUGUCUAUAUGGUGCCUGGCGUGCUGAGUGUGGUGUAGUGGCAGGGCUGCCUUCCACUGGCCGGAAUCAAUAGUUUUCUGUGAUAGGUUACUGUGGUUGUGGAAAAAAAAAAAAAAGAAUAGUUAAAUUAAUGUGCGUGUGAAGGUUAACACUUGCAGGUCGACUGUCACUACACCACGUGCGGCACGCCAGGCAGCUUGUGAUACUUGGAUACUUGAACACACACACACACACACACGUACACACACACAUACACUUGCGAAAAAAAUAAUGUGCUACAAUCUUAGGCUGGCCAUUAUGUAAAUAAUUGAUACUAUAAAUCAUUUUAAUAAAUAAUGGAAAAUCA